UUGGACAGCGGCCGUGACGCAGUGUGGCGCCUGCUUUGUUAGAUUGAUCCAUGCUAACAAAUUCCCUUUGUUGUGAUUAACCGUUUAGCGGUUCUCGUUCUGCUGUAAUAACUUAUAUUGACAAAGUUGUCGUUGUGAUAAUCUAAAGGAUGAGUGGCGGAGUGUACGGAGGCGAUGAGGUGGGAGCGCUGGUGUUCGACAUUGGCUCAUACACAGUAAGAGCUGGCUACGCAGGAGAAGACUGUCCCAAGGCGGACUUCCCCACGGUGAUAGGUGUGACCCUUGACCGAGAGGAUGGCAGCACGCCUAUGGAGACGGAUGGCGACAAGAGCAAGCAGAGCGGCACCACCUACUAUAUCGAUACCAACCAGCUGAGGGUACCCAGGGAGAGCAUGGAGGUCAUGUCUCCGCUCAAGAAUGGCAUGAUUGAAGACUGGGACAGUUUCCAGGCCAUUUUGGAUCACACCUACAAGAUGCACUUCAAGUCUGAACCCAGCCUGCAUCCAGUGCUCAUGUCAGAAGCAUCGUGGAACACACGAGCAAAACGAGAGAAACUAACAGAGCUGAUGUUUGAACAUUACAACAUUCCUGCCUUCUUCCUCUGCAAAUCAGCUGUGCUCUCUGCGUUUGCCAAUGGGCGGUCUACGGGCUUGGUCCUGGACAGCGGCGCCACACACACCACAGCAAUUCCAGUGCACGAUGGCUACGUCCUGCAGCAAGGCAUCGUCAAAUCGCCCCUGGCUGGAGACUUCAUGAGUAUGCAGUGCAGGGAGCUUUUUCAAGAGUUGAAUGUUGAAAUAAUUCCCCCUUACAUGAUCGCAUCAAAGGAUGGAGUGCGGGAAGGAUCACCGGCCAGCUGGAAGAAAAAGGAGAAACUACCUCAAGUCACCCGCUCAUGGCACAACUACAUGUGUAAUUGUGUGAUCCAGGACUUCCAGGCAUCUGUGCUGCAGGUGUCUGACUCGCCAUAUGAUGAACAGGUUGCUGCACAGAUGCCCACAGUGCACUAUGAGCUGCCCAACGGCUACAACUGUGACUUUGGGGCUGAGAGGCUGAAGAUCCCGGAGGGGCUGUUUGACCCCUCUAAUGCCAAGGGCCUGUCUGGAAACACCAUGUUGGGAGUCGGCCAUGUGGUGACGACCAGCGUGGGAAUGUGUGACAUCGACAUCCGACCGGGUCUAUACGGCAGUGUCGUGGUGACCGGAGGAAACACGCUCAUUCAGGGCUUCACAGACCGACUGAACAGAGAACUCUCUCAGAAAACUCCUCCAAGCAUGAGGCUGAAGCUGAUAGCCAACAACACUACAGUGGAGCGCCGGUUCAGUGCCUGGAUAGGAGGCUCCAUCCUGGCAUCACUUGGAACCUUCCAGCAGAUGUGGAUCUCCAAACAGGAAUACGAAGAGGGUGGUAAGCAGUGUGUGGACAGGAAGUGCCCUUGAUUUGAUACCCCGCCCCUCUCUAUCACCGUCUUUGCCACAAGCUCAACAACAUGAUCCGUUCACCUCUGACCCUGGACUCAGGAACACCCACAGAUGAUGGCUCUCGUUUUGUAUGAUUUGUUUUUAAAAAAUAAUUGAGUUUGUCUGUAUGUCGCUUGUCUGGGGUUCAUUGUGAAAAUCAGACAAACAUUUACAAAGUACACCAUGUCACGAUGAUGAAAUUGGAUUUAAGUUCCUCUGUUGAUGUCUUUACAGUCGGUGUUGUGUGGAAACCUUGCAUCUUUAAACGUUUUUCACAGAACGGACAAAAGUUGAUCUUCUCCUGAUAGUCUGUGCCCGUUUUCUUACUUUAGACAAUGUCUGUCAUGUUCAAAGGGCCAUUACAUAUCAGCAUGUAAAUCAAGUUCAUGAUCGCAUGUGGUAAAACACGUGAACACAGAAUUUGCUCUGCAAGGUUUCUGCAGAACACUGACACAGUAAAAGUUAGGUGACGUGCAUUUGGAUGAACGACCUUACAGUUUUGGGGUGAAUAAUGUCUUUUGUUCAUAAGUCUUUUCUUUGUGUAGUAAGUAAGCUCAUUAUAGGCAGAGACCAGUCAGUUCUCACCUCUGCUUAUUGGUGUCAACUCAAAUAAAUCUGUAUUUAAUUUUCACUUUGCUUGUCAUUGGCUACACAUGGUCUUUUAAAAAUAAAGUCGUUUUUGUUAAAUGUGUGUGAUAA
Molecule: messenger RNA, 2159 nt
Organism: Epinephelus fuscoguttatus (brown-marbled grouper)
Lineage: Eukaryota; Metazoa; Chordata; Actinopteri; Perciformes; Serranidae
Gene: actl6a
Product: actin-like 6A
Exons: 14
Coding region: 150-1439 (429 amino acids)
Biological process (GO): nervous system development; regulation of transcription by RNA polymerase II
Cellular component (GO): SWI/SNF complex; NuA4 histone acetyltransferase complex
Molecular function (GO): chromatin binding
Source: RefSeq, a predicted model, not a curated record